AAAGGACAAAGAUCUGCGCGAUUGCUGUACAUUUUGUACCAUUGACAUCUUAAAGAUCUUUGAAACUAAGCUGGAAGACAAGAUUUACCUAUAAGGUUAGCGCUUUUAGUUGUGACAGCUUCAAACUUACGCAAUUUCGUCGCCACACCCCCCGUUGCGUCUUAACAAUCUUACAGCUGUCUCGUUGCAUCUUAAUCAACCGCUGAAGGGUAUCGAGGCGCUGCCGUAAAACACUGGGCUUUUACCGGUGACAUCAAAAUGGGGGGACAUGUAUCGAGGACUGACUUCGAAUGGUCAUACACAGCCGAACCACAUGCUUCAAGAAGGAAGGAAAUUUUAGCUAAGUACCCCCAAAUCAAGAAGUUGAUGGGCUAUGAUCCAAACUUCAAGUACCAAGUAUUGCUGUUAAUUGUGAUCCAGUUCACAUUGACAUAUGUGCUGAAAGAUUUCUCCUGGCCUAUCAUCUUUUUGGCUGCAUAUUUUGUUGGUGGCGUCAUCAACCAUGCAUUACUCCUAGCCAUACACGAGAUCUCCCACAACUUGGCAUUUGGCCAUGCACGACCAAUCCACAACCGAAUCUUCUCACUGAUUGUAAACUUUCCUAUUGGAGUACCAUGUGCCAUCUCCUUCAAGAAGUAUCAUUUGGAGCACCACAGAUACCAAGGUGAUGAAGAGCUGGAUGUGGACCUGCCCACAGAAUUUGAAGCCCGUUUGUUUUUUAACACAUUAACCAAAUUUUUCUGGGUGGUAUUUCAACCAUUCUUCUACUCAUUCCGCCCAAUGUUUGUAAACCCAAAGAAUCCUUUGGCUUUGGAAAUCUUCAACAUUAUUCUCCAGUUUGGUGUUGAUGCAGUGAUAGUGCAUUACUGGGGAGGAAAGGCACUUGUGUACAUGAUUGCAAGUUCAUUGUUAGGUAUGGGGCUUCACCCAGUGGCUGGGCAUUUUAUCUCAGAGCACUACAUGUUCGCCAAGGGUUUUGAAACCUUCUCAUACUAUGGCCCUUUGAAUAUGGUCACCUUCAACGUUGGUUACCACAAUGAGCAUCACGAUUUUCCAAGUAUUCCUGGUUCCAGACUACCCUUGGUGAAAGAGAUUGCACCAGAGUACUAUGACAACUUGCCACAACAUCACUCCUGGACAAAAGUACUUUUUGAUUUCAUCACUGAUCCAGCAAUUGGACCAUAUGCUAGGAUGAAACGAAAGGCUAUGAAGCCAAAAAAUAACAAGGAAUAAUAGAAAGACUUGAACCAACCGAGUGAGGAGAAAAACUUGUUCUAUCGGCAGUAUCUUGUGAGAUGUAAUAUUGUAGUUUGAUGUCAACAGACAGUAGUACUUUGAUAGUAUACUGUCAGUUAGGGGUAAUUAUGGGUUAUCAUGAGUGGUAUUUAAAAGGCUGAAUGUUUCUGUUGAAGUGAUGAAGAUUGAUCCCAAAAAAUAAAAAGUAAAAUAGUAAAAGUUUCCUUGAGGCAAAGUUACUGGACACUUUAAGGGAAAUUUGUUGAUUUUGAGGUCUCAGAAUUUUUCUUUGUCCCACACUUGUGACAAGACAAAAAACAUCUUUUUCUAUUUCUUUAUUGAGCAUCUCUCAUUCUAUUUACAAACAUGACGCUAUCGACAUUGCUGAUCCUAGCAGUAUGCAGGAUGCGUGUCAUAUGAACUUUGUAAUAGACCUCGUUCUCCACAGAGUCUCUCUGGCUCAGAAGUAGAACAUCAGAGUAGUUUUUCUGUUUUCGCACUCAUAACAAAACAAAAACAUCUUUCUGUAAUCUUAGAUUGUUUGUUAGCAAACCAAGAAUUUUUUCCUCUAGAAAGGCUUAUCUGUAGAGCAGUGUUCCAGGUUUUUAAAUUUACUUUGAGAAUUUUUUUACCUUUAAUGAACCAAGUUUCAUGAAUAAAUACACAAAUUAACUAAAUUUAAGCCUUUUUACAGAAGUAUUUUCUUAUUUAUUAUUUUCAAAACUUCAUGGAAUUUAUGAUGUCAAAAUAAUAUAGUGUACAGUUUAAGUCCUGAAGGUUUUUGUUUAGGGAUGUUUGAGGUUAUAGUUAUGAUAUUUCUUCUAUUCCAGAGAGAAUUGGUUAACAAUAUUGAGAAAGAUACUUUCAAUCAGGAUCAAAAUGCUAGAAGCAGACUUACAGAAACCUUCCAAGGACUGAUUAACUCUCCCUUUCAACUGUGGCAUACUUCCUGGUAAAUUAUUUAAGUGAAUGCACAUGCAGUGUUAUGUCAGAAAAUACACCUUGCUUCAAGGAUUGACUUUCAUAGUCCCUGCUUUUGUUGGUUAAUGUAAUUAUACUGAAAUUCCUCAUGACAUGCACCUAAAUCCUAUUCUCAGCCUUGCAGGAGUAAAUGAAACUAAUAGCAGAUGAUCAUGUUGAAAUUUUGCAUAUAUGUUAUUACCUGUACUUCAAUAUCAAAUUCCUAAAAGAAGAAGAUAAGUUAAUUGAAAUAUAACAAAAC
Messenger RNA from Pocillopora verrucosa, 2458 nucleotides. RefSeq names its product sphingolipid delta(4)-desaturase DES1-like. NCBI's taxonomy places the organism in Eukaryota, Metazoa, Cnidaria, Anthozoa, Scleractinia, Pocilloporidae. Gene Ontology annotation, molecular function: sphingolipid delta-4 desaturase activity. Gene Ontology annotation, biological process: ceramide biosynthetic process. The record is from RefSeq and is a predicted model, not a curated record. Gene Ontology annotation, cellular component: membrane.